CCAGUUGACGUUGAAUUUUACCUAAAAAAACAAAAUAAAAUAUAUAAACGUUCCAUGUUAAUACCAAUUAGAUUAGAAUAAAUUCGCUAAGUUGUCAAACUGACGCCGCCAUUCGGUUAAGCACAAGCAAUCAAAUACACUUUUGGUUCGGUGAGAAGUGCAAAAGUUUCGAUGGUUUCCUAGAUCGUUUUCGGGUUAAUCCCUGAAGAAAAACCCGUUUAUCGACAUUGAUCAGCGGGGGGGAGGCGGUGUGAGGUGGUGAAAGGGGAGUGGUUGGGGUAGGAGAACGAGGUGGGGAAAGAGGAGAAGCGAUAACAAGAACGACGCCGAAAAAAAAAGGUAGUUAACGAGUUGACAAGCCAAAAGCAACAAUAACAAGCUGCAAAGAAGGAGAGCUGGAAAUUGCUGGAACGAGUGCGAGGGUGCAAAAGAGAGGGCGAGAGUGAGCGAGUGAGAUAGGGCGAGCAGCUGGAACAGGUUACCCCUUCCAGCGUUCCACGGAAGAACGCAGAAUCUGCAUAAAGUUUGGAUUCUUUGGGAAGAAAAGAGGGAACCCUGCGCCAAGAAAACCCCAAGAUCGGAUUGGAUUUUUUUCCACUUCUGGAUUCCCUGGACAAACUGGAAUAGGAACCCCCAGUGAAGAGACGUAUCCAGUUGGGAUUCUUCAUAACGAGAGCACUGAAAAUCCCCAGAAGACAGUAACCCAGCCGAAAUGAAGCCACCCAGCAUAUUAGGUCUCCUGGUGGUGAUCCUCCUGCAUCCACGCAAUGCCAAAUCCUCAACGAGUGGUAAUCCCAGCGCCAUCGCCAGUGCCAGUUCCAGUUCUCCGCCCGAGAUCCCCGCCUUCCGGCAAUGCGAAACGAUUCGCAUCGAGAUGUGCCGCAAGAUCGGCUACAAUGAGACCUCCAUGCCCAACCUGGUGGGCCACGAAAUGCAAGCGGAUGUGGAGUACACCCUGCAGACAUUUGCGCCACUGAUCGAGUACGAUUGCAGUUCGCAGUUGAAACUGUUCCUGUGCGCCGCCUAUGUGCCCAUGUGCACGCCCAAAGCGCCCGUCCAUGCCAUUGGUCCCUGCCGGAGUCUUUGUGAGUCCGUGCGGAUACGCUGUCAUCCGGUUUUGCAGGGAUUCGGUUUCCCAUGGCCCACGGCCCUCGAUUGCAAUAAGUUUCCGCGUGAGAACAACCACGAGACCAUGUGCAUGGAGGGACCGGGUGAAAUGCAUCAGCCGCAGCACGAUCAGGAUCUGUAUGGGCUACCCGGGCAGGGCAUGUCCGGUGGAUUGGGCGAUAAACUGCCUAUGGAUUGCUCCGGACUGGCCAAAUCGCAUCUAUAUGUGAGGCUACCGCGAUCUGGACGCUGUGCACCACUUUGCGAGGCGGACAUACUAUUCACGCCGGCGGAAAAGCAUCUCGCGGAGAUCUGGGUAUCCACGUGGGCCUACGCGGCUUUAGGUUUGGCCCUGGUGGCCACCGUCUGCCUUUUGGCCAGCGAUGGCAGUCGCUUGGCCAGCGCCAAGUGGUCCAGAUUGUUGUCACCGCUGAUUUGGUGCCACAACAUGGUCACCUUGGGUUGGGCAGUGCGCUUUAUGGUGGGACGAACGGGCACGGCGUGCGGCACGGAUCCCCAGGCGCCCAAUGAAUCCCUACUCACCGUGGACGGACUGUCCAAUGCCUCCUGCGCCAGUGUCUUCCUUAUGCGCUACUACUUUGGAAUGGCCGCCUGCGCUUGGUGGGCUGUGCUCUGUUUGGGCUGGCACCGCGACAUUCGUCGGCACAGUCCGGAUUCCAAGGGCCAUGUGGCCAUUCCCUCGAACUUUGGCGGCAGCCCGGCGAAGAGGAGCAGUGCCAAGACGGCACAGCAGGAUCUUACCCAGAACAACUUUGUGUGCUUCGUGGCGUGGGGAUUGCCCGCCUUCCAAACGGCAGCAGUGAUCGUGGCCCGCUUUGUGGAUGCUGACGAGUUGCUAGGCGCCUGUUUCGUAGGCAAUCAGUCGGAUAAGGCGCUGCAGAUAUUGGUGGCCACACCCGUCUUUUGCUACUGGAUCUUUGGCUCCAUGAAUCUGAUAUCCGGCUAUCUGGUGCACUGUCGCACCAAGGAGAUCCUGCGGAACAGCAAUGCCCUCAGCUUGCAACAGCAACUGCAACAGCUAAGCGCUCACAGCAGUUCCGGCAUUGGCAUAUUCCUAUUCAUCUAUGGACUCGCAUGUGCACUGCUUCUAUUGGCUGUCAUUUACGAGUUUGCCAACAUCGAUGUCUGGCUGGGAUCGGGUGAUACCAAUACCCCGCUGUGGCCGUUUUUGCUGCGCGCCUUCAUGGAACUGAUGUUGGGCAUUUGCUGUUUUGCCUGGGUGCUUGGACCGAGCAUUUCCACGCUCUACAAGCGACAAGUUAGCAAUGGCAAGAUGGUAAAGCACACAGCCGCAGGAGCAGCACCUGGACAUCUGGACGGGCACAGUAGCUCGCGUGGAUCGCAUGCGGCUUGCAAUAGCACGGUGGUCUCCUAUCAUUCGGUGCGCCCGUCCAUGGCCAGUGCUCCAUUGCCGCCGAGUCCGUACAAACUGAAGACUUCACCUGGUGCCGGUUCCAUAUCGCUCAAUCAAAUGUCCAACUAUUCGCUGGGCAGAAGCGUGCAUCACCAGCAGCGUCAUUCGCCGCAUCAUCAUCAUCACCAGCAGCAGCAGCACCACCACCACCACCAGCACUCCCACCACAAUCAGCAUCAUCACUCCACAUCCUCGCAUCGCCUGUAUUAUCCGCCAGGUAGCUAUGCCUCGCAAAAGUACAGCCAGCAUGGCAGCUACUAUCCCCAUUUGCAGCACUACGGCGAUGAGACGCUGCUCUAGUGAUCUAGUGUUCUCGUGCUCUAGGCGGGAUUAGGUCCAAUUUGAGGGCAAUGUUUGCCCUGCUUCCAGUCAAUGUUCCUGCGGCAGCUGCUGUGCCAAAGUCAGUACUGUACUAUAACUUAAUGCGGUGAAGUUUGCUUAGGUUAAGGUUUAUCUUAAAGGCAAAGCAACUCGAAUUCCGAUUUUAGUUGCUUUGCCUGACCAUAGAACACGAUGGCAACCUAUCUAUGUACUGUGUAUAUAACCCAGGAAAUGUGCUCUUAUUUAGUUUAGGCCUUAAUCACGAGGUCAUAGGUCAUCUAGCCAACCCCCCCACCAUGUAUUGUAAUUGCCCUAGAUGGGCGACAUAUCCUAUUUUACGUGUGUACUUAAUGUUGCUCCUAAUUAGUUGCCCUUUUGCCGUUUUGGUGUAACCGAAUUCAAUAAUCGCUCUUGCCUUUUAGACAUUAAGACUUAAUGUCGCCUUUGCGUACAUAUAUACAUAGCAUAUAUAGCAUUUUUAUAUAACUUUUUUUUUGAGUUAAAGAGAGAGAGAAACGCGCAGCAACCAAAUACUGUGAUACGCAUGUUCAUGUCUUCAAAAAAAAAAUAUAAAUGGCCCGAAAACCGAGGUGCCAACUAUGCUGUCUUCUCCCGAUGCCGAAACAAGUGUACUUAACAAUCGAAAAACGCAAUUGCAAUCCUAGCCGUAAUGCCUAAUUGUAUUCAGUGUGCCAUUAGCUUUAGGAACCUGACCGACACACAAGUCAGCCACACAAAAUCGCCUUAAGCUCUUAAGCCCUCUUCCAAAACGAACUUUGUGCGGAAUUUGCUAAGCGAUUUUCCUGAACGCCUGCAGAAUUUCCCAAGGAUUUACUUGGUUUGGUUUUGGAAACAGGGCCUCUUCCUAAAUGUCCAACUAACGAACUAACUUAACCUGUUUACAUCUAGGGGCUAUGGAUGCCAACUAACAGUAUAUGUAUUGUAUUUUGUAUUUUAUAUGUGUAUUUUUUUUAUUAUUAUCAUAUAUAACUUAUUUGCUAGCGAAUAAAGUGUCGAAAAGUUAA
This is a messenger RNA of Drosophila santomea, 3888 nucleotides long. It is a transcript of the gene fz4, whose product is annotated as frizzled-4. Bases 713 to 2842 code for a protein of 709 amino acids. The transcript is spliced from 3 exons. The record is from RefSeq and is a predicted model, not a curated record. Gene Ontology annotation, molecular function: Wnt-protein binding; Wnt receptor activity. Gene Ontology annotation, cellular component: plasma membrane. Gene Ontology annotation, biological process: canonical Wnt signaling pathway; non-canonical Wnt signaling pathway. Lineage: Eukaryota; Metazoa; Arthropoda; Insecta; Diptera; Drosophilidae.